Molecule: messenger RNA, 928 nt
Organism: Monascus purpureus
Lineage: Eukaryota; Fungi; Ascomycota; Eurotiomycetes; Eurotiales; Aspergillaceae
Source: the annotation of a GenBank genome assembly
GUUUGAUCUGGAGAUGGGAAGGAAUCUGGAGGAUACCGUCCCGCGGUUUGUAACUAGCAACCGAGUGUUCCUUCCUUGGUGUCACUGCAGCAGGCAAAAAGUUACCUGGGUACUUAGUAUAACCAAAGCGAUACCGCAGAUCAGGAACAAUUCCGGGUGAGGCAAAGGGUACCCGCGUUUCUACAACCCAUCCACUUCAACAGGCCGAGUAGGAGAUCAUGUUUUAUUUCUCUAAUGGGAUCGUUGUUCCGUUUCUAGCUGUCCACGAAAAUCAUUGCAGGUCAAAAAUGGCAGACCCCCAAGAAAUUAGAGUUGACCAUCCUCGACACGUCCUCUAUCAGGUUGCCACAGCAAUGAACGGCCGGCAUAAUGAUCUAUCUGUCACGCUCCCUGCCCAUUCAGCAUGGAAGACUGCCAUCCAGGCUGCCGAAGAGGCCAUGGUCGUCGAGGUUUACGAGAUAUGGCGCUUGACUUGGCAGAAAACAAUGUCAACACGCGAAUAGUAGGUCCAUCGAGAAUGAACUAUGGCCGCCCGAUCCGGACAAAUACUGAUGUACAAAAUUCCACCCCCUCCCUGAAUCUGAGAAGACACGUCAGAGUAUUUUAGGCAACUGCAGUAUUUUCUGCUAGUUGUAGCUGCCUAUCUCUAUUUCCAGGCCAAUGGGAUUGCAUAUAUCCGGAUGUGGCAUCUAUGGGUUACCGUGGACCUCAUGGUAACAGUAUGUCUUAGAAGCUGUUAGGGUUACAUGGGCAUGACCAGGUUGUUGUAUUGUGUGCUUGGUCAUGUUAUGUGACUUUGUGUUGGUCAAAUUGGGCCUUUAUUAUUGUUUGGGGUGGGAACCCUGUUUUAAAAAGGACCCCCCAGGAUUUUACGCACUGGGAUCACACUGAGUACCCCCAUGAAGGUGGUGCCAUCCCGAAAGUGAAA